AUGGGAGAUGUUAUUCUUGACACAACAAUGGGACCGGUUACUAUAGAACUUUAUUAUGAUCAUGCACCAAAGACAUGUAAAAACUUCUAUGAAUUGUCAAAACGUGGAUAUUAUAAUGGUGUUGUUGUAAGUAAUUAUUUAAAAAAUAUAUAUAUAUCAAAAACUAAACAUCUUUUUCAGUUUCACCGUAUUAUUCCUGAUUUCAUUAUUCAAGGAGGAGAUCCAACAGGAACAGGUCGUGGAGGAUCUUCAAUAUAUGGAGAUAGUUUUGAAGAUGAAAUACAUCCAGAUCUUAAACAUACAGGUGCUGGAAUAAUAUCUAUGGCAAAUUCGGGUCCUGGAACAAAUGGAUCUCAAUUUUUUAUUACACUCAAUGCAACACCCUGGCUAGAUGGGAAACAUACAAUUUUUGGACGAGUAAAACACGGCAUGAGAGUGGUUCAACGAAUGGGUCUUGUUAAAACAGAUUCAAAUGAUCGGCCUGAAGAAGAUAUAAAAAUUAGAAAAGCUCUGGUUACAGAUUUAUAA
Messenger RNA from Pneumocystis jirovecii RU7, 528 nucleotides. RefSeq lists its product as uncharacterized. Gene Ontology annotation, molecular function: peptidyl-prolyl cis-trans isomerase activity. The record is from RefSeq and is a predicted model, not a curated record. The transcript has 10 exons. Gene Ontology annotation, biological process: protein peptidyl-prolyl isomerization. Lineage: Eukaryota; Fungi; Ascomycota; Pneumocystomycetes; Pneumocystales; Pneumocystaceae. Bases 1 to 528 code for a protein of 175 amino acids. Gene Ontology annotation, cellular component: catalytic step 2 spliceosome.